Molecule: messenger RNA, 784 nt
Organism: Exaiptasia diaphana
Lineage: Eukaryota; Metazoa; Cnidaria; Anthozoa; Actiniaria; Aiptasiidae
Product: nuclear receptor 2C2-associated protein
Exons: 4
Coding region: 293-718 (141 amino acids)
Source: RefSeq, a predicted model, not a curated record
AUCAACUUCACUAGUUGGUCGACUUUCGACAUCAAUUCUUCAUCUGCAUCAAAAUACUGGAAAGAAAUUCGAGGGCAGAUAGUUAGAUUAUAUGUUGAUAAACAUCUGGGACAAUUUUGAUUAAAAUUCACCUCUGGCAAGCCGCAUUUUCCUUUGUUGGGGUAGUCAGAUAAACCGGCMGCGUAGUUCACCGACAUCUUGGUUUGUUUCUCUUAGUGAAGGUUGAGAGGGCACUGGGAAUAGGUACACUUGAUUUAUCAACACCUACCGGAUAAGGGUCCAUGUUUUCAAGAUGGCGGACGACACAGCGAUAUCUCUUAUAGACGAAAAUACUCGAAUAAAAGUUAGUUCAGUUUUAAAUCGAGAUGUAAAAGAAUACGGYAAGCAGUUCAUGUUUGAUGGUCAGGAAGAAACAUGCUGGAACUCUGAUCAGGGARCUCCACAGUAUGUUAUGUUUGAUUUYGGYRAAGAGGUCCAGCYCCGAGAAAUCCAAGUGAAAUUUCAGGGGGGGUUUGUUGGAAGUGAAUGCCWUGUAGAGGGGGGUGACUCAGCAAARAAUUUAGAAUCUUUAUUUACAUUUUACCCAGAUGAUAUAAACUCUUUGCAAAUAUUUCCAGCUGAUUGCAGUAGGAAGUCAUCUAAAAUUCUUAAAAUUACUUUUGUUAAAAGUACAGAUUUCUUUGGUAGAAUUACAAUAUAUAAACUAGAUUUGAAAUAAUAAUAAUAGACUGUAAAUAAUAAAUUUAUUCUCUAGCAUUUUGUAAAUAAAAUCUUUUGAUGAAUA